UCAAAAGCUAUACGUUGAACACAAAAGUUCCAGAACUGGAGUCAUGUCAUGGGAUUGUUAUAUAAAGGUUCCAAACUCUUGAACAUAAUUCUGGAUUCCCUGGAAGAUCAAGAGGGUGGAGCUAUGUACAUAUCGUGCGAUGUCUCAAACGGAGGUCCUGUGGAACCAGAAACGGGCUAUGUGCCCAACAAUCCAUUAUUCGGUCUGGCGCUGGACAGUCCGCAGCAAGAGUGCGCCGCUUCCUGCGUUGGCUGCUUAUCCUGCCAAGGCAACACCGUCCUGCCCAUACCCUCACUGACCAGCAGCGACUUCGAUUGCGGCUCCUGUUUCGAUACCAGCAUUGGCGGCGUUCUAGGCAGCGCACAAAUCAAUACAACGCCGCCGGCCAGUAAUUUAUCAGCGGGCAACAUCAACGGUGGCAACGGAAUUGGCGGCGGCACCAACGGCGUCAGCUACUGGAGCACCGAUGAGAUGGCGUCCACAUUUCCCGGCCUGCCCCCACUCGACAUUGAUCCGCUGCCCAGUCUGUUUCCCUUCUCCCCGUGCGGCGCUUCAUAUAACUUUGCGGCGAAUCCGCAUCAGGCCUCGUUGUCCUAUACUGUGCAUCCCCACCAGAUGCUCAUCUCACCCAAUAGCCAGUCGCAAUCGCAGCAGACACAGCAGCAGCAGCAGCAACAACAACAACAGCAGCAGCAACAACAUCAGCAGCAGCAAGGACAACAGCAUCAUGCCACACACCAUCAUCAUCACCAUCAUCCCCCGCACCAUCAGCAGGCCCAGCAUCAUCAUCCGCAGCAGUCGUCGCACGGUAGUAAUGCGCUCCACAACAGCAACAGUGGAAGCGGGGCAGCUGGGGCUGUUGGUGGUGGCAGUUCCUGCUACUACGAUGCCGCCAGCUCGGCGGUAGCUGCACAAAGCGGCGGCGCGGGCGCCACGGCCCAUCCGGCCGCCCUCUACCCCAGCAUGAGUGUCAACGUGAGUAUGAACAUGACCAUGCACGGCUAUGGGGCGGAUGGCAGCGGCAUGCCCAUGCAGUGCUCCCAAAUGAAUUGGACACCACCGAGCAGUUCGUCGGCCGUUAAUGUACUCUAUCCGCCGCUCUUGAGCCCCACACACUAUCCCGCCUCGGCCACCUAUUCCUUUACCGCGGACUUUCGUGCGCCUGCUCUGCAAACCAAUCAGGCGGCGGCAGCGGCAGCGUUGGGCGCCUUGCCUGCGCUCGCCGAGGCACUGGCCACCACGGAUAAGGAUUCACCCUCGCCCACAGGCUCCACAGUUGCAACGCGCGCCUAUUUUGGCGGCAGCCAGAGCUAUACGCCACCACCAGCUGGUGGAGCGGCUAUAGCGGGCGCACCACCACACAAGAGCCCCAGCUAUCAGUCCUUGGGUCUGGGACUGGGCACCUUUGAGGAUGACGAGGAUAGCAAUGAGGAGGGUAGCGCCGGUGGCGAUAUGAAGCCGAAUCUGUGCCGGCUAUGCGGAAAGACCUAUGCCCGACCCAGCACACUCAAGACGCACCUACGCACCCAUUCGGGGGAGCGACCCUAUCGCUGUCCCGACUGCAACAAGAGCUUCUCCCAGGCCGCCAAUCUGACAGCACACGUACGCACACACACCGGACAGAAGCCGUUCCGCUGUCCCAUUUGUGAUAGACGUUUCUCACAAAGUUCCAGCGUCACCACGCACAUGCGCACGCAUUCCGGCGAGCGGCCCUACCGCUGCUCCUCCUGCAAAAAGUCCUUCUCGGACAGCUCCACGCUCACCAAGCACUUGCGCAUCCACAGUGGCGAGAAGCCCUAUCAGUGCAAGCUCUGCCUCCUUAGAUUUUCGCAGUCGGGCAACUUGAAUCGGCACAUGCGCGUUCAUGGCAACAACAACAACGGCAGCAAUGGCAGUAAUGGCAGCGGUAGUGGCGGAAAUGGCGGUGGAAGCAACAUUAUCACAUGACAAAAACCACGCAGUGCUGGCGGUUUUCAACACUACCACCCCCCGCACACGCACCCGCACGCACACGCACAUCCGCACCAUCCCCAUCAUCUGCAUCAUCACCAUCAUCAUCCCCAUGCCCACCACACCCACACCCACAUGCCCCUUACAACGGGCCAUGCCAAUUACGAUUACGGCAAUUAUAGCAUCAGCGACUACACUCCACCCGGCGCUACAGCCACACAAAACUAUUCAGGGUACUAUUUUUGCGCACUCAACAAGCCACCCAAGUUCGAGCGUUUCUAUUAAAUAGCAGCAGCAGUCAAAAAAGAAGGGGAAGAAACAACAGCAACAAAUGCAACAAAUUGAAAUGUAGUUGAAAAAUGCUCAAAUUCGAAAUCAAUCAAACAACCAAUCUUAGGCUUACAGUCCAUAUACGUAUAUAUACCUAUUAUUAUGUGUAUGUAUGUAUGUAUGUCUAACUGUUUAUGUAUAUAACUCAUAUUGUAUUUAUUAUUCAUAUAUUCAUAAGAUUACCGAGGUGACAUUAAAAAACCAACAGAGUCAUAACAUCAAACAUUUUAAAUAAAAAAAAAACCUGCCCAAAUAAAA
Molecule: messenger RNA, 2538 nt
Organism: Scaptodrosophila lebanonensis
Lineage: Eukaryota; Metazoa; Arthropoda; Insecta; Diptera; Drosophilidae
Product: protein glass
Exons: 4
Coding region: 49-1947 (632 amino acids)
Biological process (GO): regulation of transcription by RNA polymerase II
Molecular function (GO): RNA polymerase II cis-regulatory region sequence-specific DNA binding; DNA-binding transcription factor activity
Source: RefSeq, a predicted model, not a curated record